Messenger RNA from Dibothriocephalus latus, 789 nucleotides. Lineage: Eukaryota; Metazoa; Platyhelminthes; Cestoda; Diphyllobothriidea; Diphyllobothriidae. The record is from the annotation of a GenBank genome assembly.
AUGCUGAAGCCGCGGACUCCGAAGCUCGCGCCUCUUCUGCGGCUACAUUACCGCCUUCCAGCGAUUAUGGAUUCCAAGACCGCUCUUGAGUGGGACGACAUCGCCGGCCUCAAACGUGUCAAAGAUACUCUGAAGGAGGUCGUUAUUUUUCCUAUGCUCCGACCAGAUCUCUUCACUGGGUUACGGGGACCACCGAAGGGUCUGCUGCUGUUUGGCCCACCGGGUACGGGCAAAACACUGAUAGCUGUUAUCUUUAUUGACGAAAUCGACUCCCUACUCUCCCAGCGUAGCGAUACGGAACACGAGUCCAGUCGCCGAAUAAAGACGGAAUUUCUGGUUCAGUUGGACGGUGUUACAACGGGCGCGGAUGACCGUCUUCUUUUGGUUGGCGCAACAAACCGACCACAAGAACUGGACGAGGCUGCUAGGCGGAGAUUUGUCAAGAAGCUGUACAUACCACUGCCAUGUACCGAGGCCAGAAGACAAAUCGUCAGCAGGCUCAUUUCCCAGCAGCAGCACUGUUUGUCUUCGGAGGAUCUGGACGUUAUUGCAGAAAGGUCUGAUGGUUUCUCCGGCGCUGAUGUAGCGAACUUGUGUAGAGAGGCAGCAAUGGGCCCAAUCAGAAAUCUAUCCAUCGAAGUUAUCCAAUCCAUCGCCUGUAGUGAGGUACCACCGGUACGCAUGGUGGACUUCGAGAUGGCGUUCAAUCAUGUAAAGGCAAGCGUUUCUCCGAAAGAUCUCGACCAGUACCUCGCCUGGAACCGACAAUAUGGCAACUUCCAAGUAUGA